CAAACUCCCACCUGCGGUGAUCCCACCCGCUCCUGUGCAUCGCGCACAGUCUUUGUUUACUCUUACUGGCUCUGCUCUAAUGGCUGAAGUUGAAGCUGCGGCAUCUCCGCCUCCGCCGCAGGAGGAGGAGAUUCUAUCUGAGGGAUCUGGCCCCGUGGACGCGCACCUGGAGACGGAUGGAGAACAUGAGGCGACUGACGUGGAAGCUGCCUCCGAGCCUGAGCAUGCCGAAAGCGUGGCUGAGGAAACCCCCGUAGAGAAUGGUGAUAACGGCGAGACUGCCGAGAAUGGCACCCACGAGGAGAACGACGCUCCUGUCGACGACAUGCCUAAGGAAAACGCCAAGGAGGCCUCGCCGCCGGCGACUCCGUCCAAGAAGAUUACCGCGAAAUCCUCAAUCUCCGUCAAACCUCCUCCGGCUGGGAAAGCGGGCGGCCCCCCCACUCCCUUGGUGAAGAAGAUCAUCAACUCGGGCACGUUUGGGUCUGGCACAGUCAAGCCCGCACCCACGGCGACCAAGGCCACGGCUGCCCCCGCUGCAGCGAAGCCCACUAGCAGUGCUGCGACCACUCUCAAGAAAACCGCCAGCACCAGUGGUACCUCCGCGACCAAGCCCACUCCUGCUGCCUCUGCCGCUGCCAAACACACUACCACCGCCUCGAAAGCCAUGCCGCCGCCGCCCGUCCCGAACCGCCGUCAGUCCCUCGCGCCCAAGGCAUCCGUGCCCGCCGCGAAGGCGCCGACCCCUGCUGCGACUGCUACCAAAGCAGCGCCUCCCGCUCCUGGCCGUUCCAAUACGAUGUCUGUUAGGCCCGCUCCUAGGGCUUCCAUCGCGUCCCCCGAGGCUGGCGCCGCUGCUUCUGCGCUGAAGUCGUCGACGACUGCCAGACCCCGCGCAUCGGUGUCGGAGGGCGUUAAGCGGACCAUGUCUGGAGCCAAGCCCGCCACCUCUGGUGCCUCCACGCCUCGACCGCCGAGCACCGCUUCGGUGAAGGGAAGGACUCCGGGAGCCGCAUCUAUCUCCUCUAUCAAAGAAGUUCGCGAUGACAGCAAAGCUGUUGCUGAGCUCCAGGCGAAGCUGGAUGAUGCCAACAGUACCAUCGGCUCGAAGACGGAGGCCGUCUCGGAGCUUCAAAGCGAGAUCGAGAGCCUGAAGUCUUCGCUCCAAGUUGCUCAGUCGGAUAUUGAGGAGAAGACCGCCGCACUGACUGCCUUGGAGGAGGCGAAGGCGAAGGCUGAAGUAGAGCUUGCUGCUCUCCGAGCAACUUUGGAGGACUUGCAGUCCAAUUCGUCCGAUGACUCGUCGAAGCUCGCUGCCGUUCUUCUCGAGCUCGAGGAGUCCAAGGCUGCUGCCAUCGCUCAAUCCGAACUCGUAGCCAAGCUGAACGCUCAGCUGGAGGCUCUGCAGGAAGAAGUCAAUGCGGCCAAGGCCAACCUUGAGGCUCUGCGUGCUUCCUCCGUCGAAGCCUCCGCGACCGCUUCCGCAGCCGCCGAGGCUGAGCACGCUGCGCUUCUGAAGGCCCAGGCCGACUUAGAAGCUAUCAAGGCCGAGACCGAGGCUUUGAAGGGUGCUCAGAGCGAAACCCUUGCUGCCGCGGAGGCCAAGAUCAAGGAGCUCGAGGAGAAGGCCGCCACAGCCGACUCGCUCACAGCUCAGAUCGCCGAGCUGAAGACGGAAAACGAGGAGAAGGCGAACAAGGUCUCAGAGCUCGAGGUCGAGGUCUUGGAGCUCAAGGAGGAGCAGGAGACUUCUGGCGAGGACCACUCGAAGACUCUCGCUCGUCUCAAGUCACUCGAGGAGGAGCUCGCAGCCUCUGCCGCGGCUGUUCAGAACGCUCUCGAGGACGUACAGGCCAAGGAGGCCGAACACGCGAGGCAGACCGAGGAGACGGCCAAGGCUCACCAGGAGCGCAUCGAGAAGGCUGCUGCGGAGCACGCUGAGCUUCAGAGCCAGCUUGCUGCGCUCCAGGCUGAGUUGGCGCAGGCGAUCGAGGCGAAUGAGAAGGCAAAAGCAGAUACUCAAGCCCUCAUUGAGAAGCACCAAGACGAGCUUGCCGAAGCUGAGAAGCUGCGCCAGGAGGCUGAGACGAAGCUUCAUGAGGAGAUCGCUAGAAUCACUGCCGAUCUUGAGAGCCAAGAGUCUAAAUACAACGCGAAGGUCGAUGCUGUCAAGUCUGAGCACGAUCAGCUUCUACAGGAAGCCUUUGAGAGAGCUAAGAACGAGGCUGGCGAUAUCCACAGUCAGGACCUCCAGAAGCUGCGUGCCGAAUCUCAGGCCGCGAUUGAGCAACUUCGCUCCUCGCACCAGGUCACAAUUGACGAGUUGAAGACAGAGCACCAGGCGGCUCUCGAGAGCCAGGUCAAAGCUCUUGAGAAGCAGCUUUCGUCUCAGGCUCUCGAGCUUAAGGCCACGCAGGAAGACCUUACCAAGGCGAAGGCCAACGCUGCCGCGGUUACACAGGAGCUUGAGAACGUCAAAGCUCAGCUAAAGGAGGCCCGUUCACUGGUCGCAGCCUUGGAUAAGAGCGAUAAGGACGAGGUCAUCGCGCAGCUCAACCGCGACCUCUCAAACCUUCGCGAGGACCACGCCGCCCUGAAUGAGAUGUUCCAGGCGACUAAGGGCUCUCUAGGCGAGAUGGCCGAUAACCACGUGAAGGAGCUGGAGGAGGCGGCCAAGGGCCGCGCAGAAGAGGUCACCAGACUUCGCACUGCCCACCAUGAGGAAGUUUCCGCACUUGCGAGCGAAAAGGCACAGCUUCUCACGAGGCUGCAGGACCUCGAGGGGGAGCUUGCUACCGUCAAGGCUGCUCUUUCCGCAGGAGAACCUGCCACGCCUCAGAAGACAAACGGUAGCGCACACCACCGGUCCGCUAGUAUCUCUCGCGAGGAUCUCCAGCGACUGCACGAGGCACACAACGCGAAGCUUCACGACGUCCAGGCGGAAUACGAUCGCGCCUUGCGUGCCGUGCGGGAGGAGCUCGAGAUUGCGCGUGUGAAGGCGGAUGAAUUGCAGCAGGAGGUGGCGCGUAAGAUGAUGGAGAUCCAGUACCUUGAGCAAGACCAGGAAGAGAACCAGGACCAGAUCACACGGUACGUCAAAGUUUUUGGCUGGAAGAGUUUCGUUGGUGCGAUGUUCACGCUGGCCGUGAUCUAUGGACUUUUUUGACUUAUGAUAUUUUUGCCUAUCUGCUAUUCAUAUUUGCUGUCGUUGCAUAUCCCCUACACUCUCUUUCAUGCGCUACAUCAUACUCUCAUUUAUACCCUGCACAUAUGUAUCGCCAUCCUCACUCGCAUUCACCGAAUCUGCAUCGCAAUCAUUUGUCGCGUCUUCUCUUCUACCUUAUCACCGCUCGGACGACUAUUAAAUACUCAUUUAUCGC
Dichomitus squalens LYAD-421 SS1 is the source of this 3380-nucleotide messenger RNA. RefSeq lists its product as uncharacterized. The record is from RefSeq and is a predicted model, not a curated record. The coding region runs from base 80 to 3166 and encodes 1028 amino acids. Lineage: Eukaryota; Fungi; Basidiomycota; Agaricomycetes; Polyporales; Polyporaceae. The transcript has 6 exons.